Morchella importuna is the source of this 837-nucleotide messenger RNA. RefSeq lists its product as uncharacterized. NCBI's taxonomy places the organism in Eukaryota, Fungi, Ascomycota, Pezizomycetes, Pezizales, Morchellaceae. Gene Ontology annotation, biological process: mitochondrion organization. Bases 1 to 837 code for a protein of 278 amino acids. Gene Ontology annotation, cellular component: membrane; mitochondrion. The transcript has 4 exons. The record is from RefSeq and is a predicted model, not a curated record.
AUGUCGGGAAUCCUGAACCUCGUCUCUCGGUUGGCCAUCCCCGCAGCGGUCGGUGUGUCGCUCUUCCAGCUGUCCAUCUAUGAUGUGAAGGGUGGCAGCAGGGCCGUCAUCUUUGAUAGGAUUAGCGGUGUCAAGGAAACUGUUGUCAACGAGGGAACACACUUCCUCAUCCCAUGGCUCCAGAAGGCAGUUAUCUACGAUGUCCGCACAAAGCCCAGAAACAUCUCCACCACCACUGGCUCAAAGGAUCUCCAGAUGGUCAGCUUGACACUCAGAGUCCUGCACAGGCCUGAAGUCAAGGCUCUCCCUAAGAUCUACCAGUCUCUCGGUCAAGACUACGAUGAGCGUGUCCUCCCCUCCAUCGGAAACGAAGUCCUCAAGUCCAUCGUCGCCCAAUUCGACGCCGCCGAGCUCAUCACCCAGCGUGAGCAGGUUUCCAACCGCAUCCGCGCCGACCUCCUCAAGCGCGCGCAAGAGUUCAACAUUGCGCUCGAGGACGUCUCCAUCACUCACAUGACCUUUGGCCGCGAAUUCACCAAGGCUGUUGAGCAGAAGCAGAUUGCGCAGCAGGACGCCGAGCGCGCGCGCUUCAUCGUCGAGAAGGCCGAGCAGGAGCGCCAGGCCUCUGUCAUCCGUGCCGAGGGUGAGGCAGAGUCUGCAGAGACUAUCUCGAGGGCCGUGGACAAGGCUGGUGACGGUUUGAUCCAGAUCCGUCGCAUUGAGGCGGCGAAGGAGAUUGCGCAGACGCUGGCGAGUAACCCGAAUGUGUCGUAUCUGCCUGGCGGUGGGAAGGAGGGUGGCAGUGGGGCGAAUAUCUUGUUGGGGUUGAGGAAUUAG